AUGUCCAGCAAGUUUUGCCUGCGACCACCCUUCAUCCCUCGCACGCCGGCCCAACGCUAUCGCUCUCCCUACUGGCUCACGAAAUUUCUUGCCACCGGUCGAUGGAAUCUUCACGAUGCUGCAGCCACUUACAAUACUGCGGGCCUUCUCAUCGGCAGGGACACCGUCACCGGGGACAAAGCCAUUGCAGGGCUCGAAACCGCUUGUGCGCAUCGCCUCCAGCAGAUCGAUGAGUUUCUCGAUCCUCCACCAUUUCUGAUGUACACUUUUUGCGCCGCAUACCACAUGGGCGUGACUUCGGCACUGAUCGAUCUGGACGCUCGGAGCAAAGCAGGCUCUGGUCGGGCGAUGCAGUUGUCGCUCUCGAAGCCAUACGGUAAUGGCCCAGUGCACAGAGCGUUGUUUCCAGCGGUUCGGUCUCAGGGGACGUGGAGUCAGAGCGGUAAAUUACCCGCACGGCCGCCAAAGCUGUCCGCGCUGGGCAUUGAGCCACUACUCGUCAACCUCGACGACGACAGACUCAUCUGGCUAGACCGCCGAAUGGAUUUUGCCAUAAUAGCAUCGGGGUGGGCACCAAAUGUUAAAAGAGAAUUGUCGCUGGAUGAGUCGAGACUAGAAGUCGAUGUGACGGUAUUGGAGCUGUGA
Molecule: messenger RNA, 645 nt
Organism: Zymoseptoria tritici IPO323
Lineage: Eukaryota; Fungi; Ascomycota; Dothideomycetes; Mycosphaerellales; Mycosphaerellaceae
Exons: 5
Coding region: 1-645 (214 amino acids)
Source: RefSeq, a predicted model, not a curated record